AUGGAGUCAGGCCUCUCACAAGCCUUCGUUGAAGAACUCAAGUGCUUCAUCUGCAUGAGCUACUUUAUAGACCCAGUCACCAUAAGCUGUGGCCACAGCUUUUGUCGAGCCUGCCUCCAUCUUUCCUGGGAAGACAGCGAGCUCCCUGUCCAAUGUCCUAUGUGUAGGGAACCAUCCCAGCAGAAUAACUUAAGAACCAACAUUGUUCUGAAGAAGUUGGUGUCCAUUGCCAGACAAGCCAGCCUCAUGAAGUUCCUGAGCUCUGAGGAGCAUCAGUGUGUGACCCACAAGGAGACCAAGGGGAUCUUCUGUAUGGAGACCAGGAUCUACCUCUGUCAGCUCUGCUCUGACUCCCAGGAGCACAAAGGUCACAAACAUUGUCCCAUCGAAGCAGCUGCUGAGGGUGAAAUGGAGAGACUUCUAAAGCAAAUGGCAUCUUUAUGGGAGAAGAUCCAAGAAAUUCAAGAGAAUGUAGAUGCAGAGAGCAUUUCCAAAAUUUUGUUUAUAGACUAUGUGCUUAUGAGGGAAGACAUGAUCAGGAUGGAGUAUAGGAAAUGGCGUGCAGUCCUCUGUGAAGAGGAAGAGGAACACAUUGAGCACAUGAGAAAUGAUGGCUAUCGUGUUUUAGAGAAAUUAAGAGAAAGUGAAGCCAUGAUGAUCCAGAAGAGCAAACAACUAAGAGAAAUGUUUCAGGAACUCAGGGCGAUGUCCCAGGAGCCAUAUGUGGUACUACUCCAGGGUUUGGAUGACAUAUUCAGAAGGAGUGAGUCAAUGCAGUUGAGCAUUCCCCAGGGUUUGGAACCAGAGCUCUCCGCCUUCCCCAUGAUUGGACUCACUGAAAGAUUCAAGUCCUUCAAAGCGCGCCUUUUCUUUGAAAAUCUAUUCAUGUUCCUUUGCAUGAAGAACCUAUUUAAUGUCAUGAGAAGAGCCCGUUUCAGACCUCAACAUCAGGAUACAUCUGAGGAAAUUUGUGGAUGCUAUUUGGCCUCAUGGGGAUUACAGAGCAUCAGCACAGGGAAAUAUUACUGGGAAGUGAAUUUCAAGGCCUCUUGGGACUGGACUGUAGGAGUCUGUACCAAUUCCUGGUUAAAAAAUAGAAACAAAGAAGUUGACACUAAGGGCGCAUUCCUCCUUUUCUGUGUGAAGGAGGAGGGUAAUCAUUACAGUCUCCUCACUACGAACCCAACAAUCCAUCACUAUAUAGAGAAGCCACUGGGCAGGGUUGGUGUGUUCCUUGAUUGUGAGGCUAGAUGUUUAAGUUUCCUGAAUAUUGCCAAGAGUUCCCUCAUAUACAAAUAUCCUAAUGGCACGUUCAGUCGCCGUGUCUGGCCUUUCUUCUCCUUUGGUCAAAUAAUACCAUAG
Messenger RNA from Microtus oregoni (creeping vole), 1362 nucleotides. Its product is annotated as tripartite motif-containing protein 43B-like. Bases 1 to 1362 code for a protein of 453 amino acids. The transcript has 6 exons. The record is from RefSeq and is a predicted model, not a curated record. Gene Ontology annotation, molecular function: zinc ion binding; protein binding. NCBI's taxonomy places the organism in Eukaryota, Metazoa, Chordata, Mammalia, Rodentia, Cricetidae.